UUCCACAAUGGAGAGAAGUGCACGAUCGUUUCCUUUUGCCUUCUAUGAUGUAAUGGGUGCAGAAGCAGAAGCUGGUGUGAACACUCAAGACAUCAUCAGUGCUUUAAAAGGUCACAUGAAAGAGGGCUACAAGUUGAAUCGCUUUAACGCAAAGCAGCGAAAAAUAAAGACGUCAGACGGAAGAAAUAUCGAGCAGCACACACCGAGAAACACACUACAGGAAUAACACAAUAUUUAAAGAUGGGAGGAUCUCCAGCCAAACCUGAAUUUGUUACAGUUCUGGCUGAUAAAAAUGUUACAAGUGGAGAAAGAGUUAUUCUUCGAUGUGAGGCAAACACAGAAGAAGUAACGGCAACGUGGGAAAAAGACGGAGUAAAUUGUCAUGUGUGGAGGGCAAACACAAAGUGUACAAAAUAGGUAAAACUUUUGCUUUGGAAAUUUCAAAUGCUGAUGAGACUGAUGAAGGGAAAUACACUUUAACCCUCAGCAAUGAUAAGGGAUCUGCAUCAUGUUCCGCCCUCGUCAGAGUCGAAAUGAAGAAAUGGAGAGAAGUGCGAUGGCAGAGUCAAGCUGAAAUGUUGAAUAAUAUCAAGACAUUUAACAUUUGUAAUGAAGUUGAAGAGCUCCACUUCCUCUUGUAUGGACCAGUUGGAGCAGGAAAAUCCAGCACCAUAAACACCAUCGAAACCAUCUUUGAAGGACGUCCGUUUGUAAACUGCCAGGCUGCUGCAGGAUCUACUACGAGUCACACUCUCUCUUUUGAACGUUACAGAUUUGAAGAUGAAGAAAGAUCGUUUCCUUUUGCCUUCUAUGAUGUAAUGGGUGCAGAAGAAAAAGCUGGUGUGAACACUCAAGACAUCAUCAGUGCUUUAAAAGGUCACAUGAAAGAGGGCUACAAGUUCAUCUCGAAUGCUCCGUUGUCUGAAAGUGACCAUUAUUACAAUCGAAAUCCCAGCCUGGGUGAUCAGAUGCACUGCCUGGUGAACGUCAUAGCAGCCGACAGGAUUUCAUUGAUGAGCGUUGAAUAUAUAAAAAAAUGGAAGACUAUCAGAGAAACAGCGAGCAGUAUGGGAAUCCCUCAGGUGGUUUUCAUGACGAGAGCAGACUGUGAAUGUAAAAUAACAAAGGAGAAUUUGCAAAACAUCUACAAAAGCAAAAAGAUCCGAGAUAAAAUAAUUCAGAGCAGUAAUCUACUGGGUGUACCAGUGAACCUCGUCUUCCCUGUCGUGAACUAUCAUCAGGAGACCAACGUGGACGCGGAUAUAAACUGCCUGAUGCUGGAUGCCUUAAAAAUAUUGUCCCCUGGGCGAAUGAUUACGUGAAGAAACGUUCCAACACCCAAAAUGCACAUCAGCAACCAAACAAUGAAUAAAUAAAAUAAAACAUUUAAAUGACAGAAAAUAUAAAAAAGCAGUGCAACACAACUUGAAAAUCUAAUGGAUACAUAUUAGUAAAAUCCAUGCAACAUCACAGGAACAGACUGAAUUAGAAAAAUGUUAUAAGUUAAAGAACACCUAUAUUUGUGUCUGCACACGAACCUAUUCCAUGCCAUCAUUGUUUUUUUAUAUACUAAAGUUAUGAAUUCAUAGCAUCAUUCCGUAUAUACAUAUACCUAUAUAUAUUAAUUAAACAAAUAUAAUGAACAAUUUGUGCAACAUUUACAAAAGACAGAAGAUCAGGGAGAAAGUUAUUAGUAGCAAAGAUUCCUGCUACAAAUACAAAUGAGGAACUGUAUCUUUUCCGUGAAGAACAUCACGAGCUGGAGGUUUUGAAUAACGUUGUACGAUGGGUUAAUGACAAGAGUGUGAAUUUGCAUAAUUAUCUAGAGCCAUUUGUUUGUUAAUGCAAAUAUACUUUACAUUUAUAGCAGCAACACAUUAAAGCUUUACACUGCCACAUUUCCAGUAUUAUGUACAAUAUUUAACCUUUUUACUUUUUAACUUGUGUCAAAUCUCAAUCUAAAACAAUGGAAAUAAUUUCUGAUAUUUUGUGAAGGUGAAGUUUGGUUCUCUUGUUGAAGACAAUGUUCUAGUGUAGCAUCUUGUUAUUGUGUCUGCAGGUAUAAUUAACUUGGACUGCACAUGAUCUUAUUGCUUGCUGAUGUGAUAAAUUCAUGCCACUAUAACAGAUUAUAUAUUAGGUUUAUACAUAUAUUCAAAAUAAUUAAACAUAUAAAGCAAAA
This is a messenger RNA of Silurus meridionalis, 2182 nucleotides long. Its product is annotated as interferon-induced protein 44-like. The transcript has 10 exons. Lineage: Eukaryota; Metazoa; Chordata; Actinopteri; Siluriformes; Siluridae. The record is from RefSeq and is a predicted model, not a curated record. The coding region runs from base 534 to 1322 and encodes 262 amino acids.